UGAAAUUUAGGGAUUCCAUGCAAACUGCUACGUGGAAUAAAGCAUCGACACAAUCUGACCUCUCAGAGCAUCUGCCUCGUCGGCCUCUCUAUCCAGAGAGACCAGGACGAUGAUGCCUCCUCCGCCGAUGUCCGCCAAAGAUUCGAUCAUCUCAGCCAUCAGCCUCCUCGUCUUCUCCUCCUUGGAUCUCCUCGACUUUUUCCUCUGCUACCUCUACCGCUUCCUCGACGCCAUUCUGGAGGAAUCCCCCGUCGCGUGCUACUGCCGGCGCGAGGGCGGCGGACGGGGGAGAUCCUUUGUGGAAGAGGAGUCGAAAACUAUCCGGGGGAGACGAAGCCUAUUCAGAGUAAGGUCUGGAUUUGCGUGCGUGGGAGAAAAAAGGGACGGGAAAGAGGAGAAGGGCUGCGACGCGCGGUCCCCGCGGUGGUCUGAUUGCGGCUGCGAGGCGUGCUUGUCUUGGCAGGAGAAGGGGAAGGAGGAGCUUCACCUUGUUGUGAUGGAUGCUUUUGGUGGUAGAAAAGAAGAGUACAGGAUCGAUUCAUUUGGAAGUUCACCAAAAGCUACUUAUAAUUCGGUUGAGAGUGUAGUUUUCAUACAUGGAUUUUUAUCUUCUUCUUCAAUGUGGGUGGAGACAGUCUUCCCCAAUCUCUCCCAAGUCGCAAAACAAAGCUUCAGGAUGAUUGCAGUGGAUCUCUUGGGGUUCGGCAGAAGCCCAAAGCCAACAAACUGCAUAUACACAUUGAAAGACCACCUCCAAAUGAUCGAGAAAUCUGUGCUCACACCAUUGCAGCUGAAUUCUUACCACAUAGUUGCUCACUCGAUGGGCUGCGUCAUUGCACUUGCCCUGGCAGCAAGCAGCCCUGACUCCAUUAAAUCAAUCACUUUGAUUGCUCCACCCUACUUCGAGUCAUCUGAAUCCGAAGCAAGUCACACUGCACUGAACAAACUAGCUGCAAGGAGAGUUUGGCCUCCGUUGCUGUUCGGAUCGGCAGUCAUGUCAUGGUAUGAACACAUCGGCCGAACUGUUUGCUUCAUUUUCUGCAGAAACCACUUGAUCUGGGAGUGGAUCAUCAAGCUGGUCACAAGAAAAAGCGAGCUCAGCUUCUUGUUUACUGAUUUAACUCGGCACACACAUCAUUCAGCUUGGCACACGAUGCACAACGUGAUAUGCGGAGGGGCGAAAUCCAUGGACAGGUAUUUGGUAGCAGUAAGAGAAGCUAAAUUUCCAGUUAGAGUGAUUCAAGGAGACAAGGAUCAAGUGGUUCCUCCGGAGUGUAGUUACAAUCUGAAAGCAAAACUUCCAUUUGCAGAACUUCAAGUUGUGAACGGUAGAGAUCAUUGUAGUGUAGUUGUGGGUAGGGAAGAUAGUUUAACUAGGGAGCUGGAAGCCAUAUGGUUCAGUUGUAGAACACAACACAAAAUGUAUUAAAAAGUGUUGUUUUAGUGAAGGAUGAUACAUUUUUGACACCAUAA
This is a messenger RNA of Zingiber officinale, 1473 nucleotides long. Its product is annotated as probable lysophospholipase BODYGUARD 4. The coding region runs from base 110 to 1429 and encodes 439 amino acids. NCBI's taxonomy places the organism in Eukaryota, Viridiplantae, Streptophyta, Magnoliopsida, Zingiberales, Zingiberaceae. The record is from RefSeq and is a predicted model, not a curated record. The transcript is spliced from 4 exons. Gene Ontology annotation, molecular function: catalytic activity.